GGCAGGCUCGGCUCGCCCUCCCGGAACUCUGCAGCCCCAGCGGCUCUGAUUAUUUUAACACCGGGGUUCGGUCCAACAUGGCGGCAUACGGAUGGAAAUACUGAUGACAGUCCGAAAGAUCGCCUCGAUUUGUACGAUGACACCAGAGAGCAGUUUAGUGCGUCUUGUUUCCAACCCGGCGCUGUUUGGAGGCGGCGCCCGUUAGAUGAAUAAGCUCGGGCCCAGUCGGCCCGUCAGCCUCUUGCUGACUUUACACGGACUGCAGUGUGACGAAGAGCUCAGCGCUGGCGCCAAUGCCUCUGCCUUGGAAAAGGAGAUUGGACCAGAGCAGUUUCCUGUUAAUGAACACUACUUUGGAUUGGUCAAUUUCGGCAACACCUGCUACUGUAACUCUGUGCUGCAGGCCCUGUAUUUCUGCCGACCGUUCAGGGAGAAGGUGCUGGCAUACAAGGUGCAGCCUCGGCGGAAGGAGUCCCUCCUCACCUGCCUUGCAGACCUGUUCAACAGCAUUGCCACCCAGAAGAAGAAAGUCGGAGUCAUCCCUCCCAAGAAAUUCAUAUCUCGGCUAAGGAAGGAAAAUGAGUUGUUCGACAACUACAUGCAGCAGGACGCCCACGAAUUCCUCAACUACCUCCUCAACACUAUCGCAGACCUCCUCCAGGAGGAGAAGAGCCAGGAGCGGCAGCAGAACGGAAAACUGCUGCAGAACGGAAGUGGAGGAGGCAGUGAUGGAGGAGGAGGAGGAGAAGGCGAAGGUGGAAAGGAGACACAGCAGACAUGGGUCCACGAGAUCUUCCAAGGAACGCUGACCAAUGAGACACGCUGCCUCAACUGUGAAGCUGUGAGCAGUAAAGACGAGGACUUCCUGGAUCUAUCGGUGGAUGUGGAGCAGAACACUUCAAUCACACACUGUCUCAGAGGCUUCAGCAACACAGAGACAUUAUGCAGCGAGUAUAAAUAUUACUGUGAGCAAUGUCGCAGCAAACAGGAGGGCCAGAAAAGGAUGAGGGUUAAAAAGCUGCCCAUGAUCCUUGCCCUCCACCUGAAGCGCUUUAAGUACAUGGACCAGCUCCACCGCUACACCAAGCUGUCCUAUCGGGUCGUCUUCCCUCUGGAGCUCCGCCUUUUUAAUACGUCAGGGGACGCCACCAACCCCGACCGCAUGUACGACCUGGUCGCUGUUGUCGUGCACUGUGGCAGCGGUCCCAAUCGUGGACACUACAUCACUAUUGUCAAGAGCCACGGCUUCUGGCUGCUGUUUGAUGACGACAUUGUAGAGAAAAUUGAUGCACAGGCGAUCGAGGAGUUCUACGGCCUGACGUCUGACAUUUCCAAGAACUCCGAGUCGGGAUACAUCCUGUUCUACCAGUCCAGAGACUGAAGCAGGCAGCGGUGAAUCCCCAGCAGACUGUCCAGUUGGCAGACAGCCGCCAGCUGCCUCCAGUACGCUCACACAAGUAAUCCGGGCUUUAUUCCCUGCAGGCGGAGCUUUGACCCUGGAGCACCACUGGGGACGGGUUGAGGCGCGUGCCGGUUGCAUGCCAGCCUCCAGGAUUCCAAAUCCUUUGAGACCACACUGCAACAAGCACCUUAAUAUACAAAAAAAAGCCCACUCUCCGACACUCGCUUUGCACUGUGGCACCAGGAUGGGAACCGUCCUGCUUUCCAAUGAGGCUGAUGUGAUCGUGUGUGUGUUAUUAAAGGCAGAGGCUACAGAUGAAGUAGCCUCAAUUUCACAGCAUUUUCUGCCUGCAUAUUAUACCUUGCUACAUUAGUUUCCCCUACAGUGGUGGGAAAGCUUGAAUACAGCCUUUCUGUGUUCACCAGCCAAGAGGUGACGAUCCGACAGCACUGUAAGAUGUCCGGCCAGUCACCUCUGACCCUCUGACAUCUCAUGUAGGGUUGGAGGCUGAAUGUGUAAGCUGAGCACUGUGUGAAGGAGCAGUUUUGUAGUGUUUGUAAAGGGUGAUUUGGUGCCAGCAGCGUACAGCACUAAAGUCAGAGUAUCUGAAGCAAGGCAGCCACUGGAGGGGUGGGAAUACAUCUCCAUCUGAUGAACACAGCUCCAUUUUUAUUAUGAAAGAACAAAAAAAUCUACCUGUAUUUUAAAUAUUCAAACAAGUGAAGUAAACCGACCAAAUAUUCAGUUUGCAGUAUCUAUAAUUUAUCCUUGUCAGUGUUUUAUCAGUUUAAUAUUGUUUUUCUGCUUGUUCCUGGUUUUAGGAACAGAACAAUGUUUUUUUAAUGAAGCUGCAGUUUUUCUUUUUGGUUUUGAGUAUCAAGACUAGUGAUGAGUCUUACAGUAGCAACCUCUGAAAGCUAUCCUGUUGAAGUGGACUGAGGCUCAAAGGUUGGUUAUGAAGUGGAGCCAUUAGGAGCCGUGUCUGGUGCCAUAGUGGAGAAAAACGUACGAAAGGAGACUGAAGGAAGAGCAAGUUUAGAAAACACAGGCUGACUUUUUUUUCUUGAUCAAGUUCUAGAAUAUCCAGUUUCAAUCUAUUUAUAGAAAGCGACGGACAGAAAGACCGAUGCUUCUCACCACGGUCAGUUCUAGAUGUCAGCUUUAGCCAGAUUCUGUUGGAUAUCCGCUCAAGCGUUGCUUGACCAGCUGCAGCUCUGGGCAUCAGACGGAUCUCUUCCUUGACACCUCGCGGUCAGAAAUGGUAGCUCCCAGUGAGGCUGCAGCAGAGCACAUCUUCCCUUUUUUUUUUUUUUUGUCUCUACAGUUUGAUCCAGCUGACUUUCCUCAUGAUCUCCUUCUCCAAACCAUUCUAUUAUAAAUGUCCGUGUGGUUUAAACUCCUCUCCAUGAGGUGAAAGGUCUCUAGGGAACUUUCCCUCCACCCACACGUUGCUCUGUGCUGUCAGUCAGCUGUGUACAUGAGCUGGAUGAUGCCAUAACCUUUUUUCCUCUUUGUAAAAGAGAAGAUGCUGGUCAUUCCAUCAGGAAGCCAUCUGCCACAGGAUGUUUUCGGGCCCUGUGUGCAUUUUUAGGGGAGUUUCAUACCCAAUUUUAAGUAAUUUUCUAUAAUCAACUUAUAUUCUAUAAGAAAUGUGUUUAUGUAACAUAACUAUCAACUAAUUUGAGCUAGAAUUCAAAUUUAUUCUGACAUAUUUAAAUUGUUAACGUGGCAUUGGCACAGUCAGCUGGCUCUAAACGGGGAAUUACAAACAAAAUGCAUAAAAAAGGAAUGUAUUCUAAAGGUCUUAGAAAAUAACAUAAAUAAGUGACCCCUGAGCGAAAAGACAAAGCUAGCUAUUCAAACAUUUUUUUGUUCAUGAAAUACACAAUAUCAUGACUUGCUGUACCAAAAGGAGUGCCACCUUUGACUCUUUUAAUGUAACUUUAUUUGGAAACACUUGCUGGCAACAAGCCACAGGAAUUAGUGUGUCUGUUGGAAUAUUAAACACCCAUCUGUGUUACAGAUCAAACAUUAGAAAUGAGGGAAAACCCGGUUUCUUCAGGGCUAUAAAAAGGUUUGAUGGUGUCGACCUUUAGAUAUAUGUUUAGAUCUUCCAUCAGUGCGUUCCUCUGUGUAGUCCUACCCUGCAGGGAAAAGGACCUUUCCGUCAUAUCCUUGGUUUUGGGGAAGCGUUUUCUAGCCCAGAAUAGGAGACUAGGCUCAUUUGUUGGCUUCUCUUGAGGAAGCUCUGUGAUUUUUACCAACCACUUCAUAACAUGAAUGUUACACCACAUUUCCAUUCAGCUCUUCUACUGAUAAGAGUAUUUAAAGCAGUCUAGGUACUGCUCAGGCACAUAGCUUCCCCCAAUAGGUCAGUGGUAGACAUUGAACGUCGUUCAAAUUGCAAACCUCAUAUAUUUACUUGUAUUUGAUCAGUGGCAGACAAUGCACCUCUUCCAACAGAGGUUUUCAUUCAUCACUAACAUGUCUGCGUUUUUCCAGCUACCUGUUACAAUGUCAAGCACAUUAACCGGCGCGCUCGGCCCACUCCCUCUUCAUAAGGGAGGUCCAGGUGCUGGAGCGUUAAUGGAAACCUGCCAUCUUUAGAAUCUAAGAUGUUUAUAAGUCCACGUUUUACUUCUGAAUGUUCUCACUUCCUCUGACAUGGCAGGCAUAAUGAAGGUGUUUGGACGUGCCUACUUUUGCCAACCUUUAAUCACAAAAGGUUUUAAAAUCACCCCCUCAAGCACGUCUUUCAAAGGUUAGAGACCUGAAAAGACAACACUACUUCCUCUCCAUGCCUCUGCUGCUCUUAAACGUACUGAAGAAGGUUGUGGUAAAACGUUUGGGUGGGGGGUAGUUGCUUCGUUUUUCACCAGUUCCAACAAAUUUGCGGACUUCUGGCAGUACAGUUAAUCUUAAAAUGAAGACUUUAAGGAGAAACUCUGGACUGACUUUCACACAUACCCGGUGAGGUUCCUGUUCGGCUUUCUGAAAGCUGAACCAAAAAGCACAAAAGCGCGACUGGGAGAAAAGUUCACAGAUUGAGUUGAUUGUUAUGAAUUGUUUUCAAACGUAAUUUCUGACGAGGCUUUUAUUUUUUUAUUUAAACCAUAUUUGUAAUAUUAUUAUUAUGAAUGUAUGUUAACUUUAGUUUUUAAUGUUUUUUUUUUUUUUUUAUACAAUUUGCUGAUUUUCUCCAGUCUACUUUUGGGAGUUUAAUUUGAGAUGUUGAUGUGUACAUAAAUACAGAUAUUAAUAUUAUGACUGGGAUAUAAAUAGGUGCUUGCUUAAAAUAUUCGGCAGGCUGGCUGGCUUGAGAAGCGAGGGUCAGCGUUAAGUGUGGAGAAGAAGGCCCGGUGCUAAGAGAGGAACAGCUCUGGGAGCCGACGACUCGCCGCACUGAAAAACACCUAAACAACCAAAGGAUCUCCUUUUUCCGAAAUGUGUUGGAAUGUAUUUGUUGGAAGGAAAAUCUGUUCUGAACAACAUAAAAGAUUCUGGAAAAAAAAAGAAGUGUUUAUUUUUAUUUUAUUUAAAAGGUAUUGAGGUCACACUUUAAGACACAUGCUAAAUGGAAUCGCUACAUUGGAGAGUGUAUAGUUUAGUUUUGGAGCAAAAAAGACAACAUUUUUUCAAGUAUUUUGAUGUAUUUAAACCGAUCCAUUAUCCCUGCUAUGCAAUAAAUAGACCCAGCAACGUGGUCUAAGAAGUAUUCCCACAGCAUGAUGCCUGCACCAUCAUGUUUUCGCUUCACUUGACAUGUUCAUCCUAACAAAUCAACUUUCUGGGCUGUUUUUCUGAGCAAUCUCUAAGAUUACCAAUUUAUUUAGUAAUCUAAAACAAGCAUGUACAACAUUUUAAAUUGGGACCACUUGUUUGACUCAUGUUUAUUCACAGGGUGAAUGACCUCUGCUGCUGUUAUAUUGAACACAGCCUUGCAGUAAUGAUUUAUUUGUACGCAAUCAGCAGCAGCAUGUCAUGCUGUUGGGUCUCUUUGGUUUUCUUUUGCUGUACUUAACCUGAUUUCUACCAAAGCAGGGAGAUUGAUCUGUUGAAGUUGGACUGCUGUUGGUUUUAACAGAGUUGUAUCUCAGUAAAAUUAAAUGACACUUAUCAAGUGGA
Molecule: messenger RNA, 5527 nt
Organism: Girardinichthys multiradiatus
Lineage: Eukaryota; Metazoa; Chordata; Actinopteri; Cyprinodontiformes; Goodeidae
Gene: usp12b
Product: ubiquitin specific peptidase 12b
Exons: 11
Coding region: 206-1381 (391 amino acids)
Biological process (GO): protein deubiquitination
Cellular component (GO): nucleus; cytosol
Molecular function (GO): cysteine-type endopeptidase activity; cysteine-type deubiquitinase activity
Source: RefSeq, a predicted model, not a curated record